This is a messenger RNA of Phascolarctos cinereus (koala), 2781 nucleotides long. RefSeq names its product protein-glucosylgalactosylhydroxylysine glucosidase (gene PGGHG). Gene Ontology annotation, biological process: carbohydrate metabolic process. NCBI's taxonomy places the organism in Eukaryota, Metazoa, Chordata, Mammalia, Diprotodontia, Phascolarctidae. The record is from RefSeq and is a predicted model, not a curated record. Gene Ontology annotation, molecular function: protein-glucosylgalactosylhydroxylysine glucosidase activity. Gene Ontology annotation, cellular component: cytosol.
GGCAGAAGCCGGGAAUCCUUGGAGGAGGAGGGGCCGCUUUAUCCCGCCCCCUGCCCCCGGCGGGGCUUCCAAACUCGGGGGACCCCAGGGCUCCUUCUCUGUGUCUGGAGGCGUCAGAUUUGCGCACUGGGGAUCAAAUGGACCGGUGCGGCCCGAAAGGCGCCCAGAAGUUGCUACGAUCCACAAACUUGUGGCCCGUUUCCUGCCCCAUGACGUGGAGGAUGUGAAGGGAGGGGCCUGUGCCUCUGCAGACUUCCCAAAGAAGGCGCCCUGCACUGGUCCUAUCCCUUAGCCCGCCUGCCACCCAAGAAGGCGCCCCGGCUGAGACUGUCCAGCCGAAGCCAGGCCCUGGGAUGGAGGAUGACCCCACUGUGUUCACCACCCACUCCCUGCCCAAAGACCCCCGCCUUCUGGCCACAGUGACUAAUUCGUACCUGGGCACACAAGUGUACCAUCACAUCCUACAUGUGAGCGGUGUGUACAAUGGAGCUGGAGGGGACACGCACCGGGCAGACCUCCCAAGUCCUCUCAAUGUCCACCUGCUGGCUCCAGCCUGCCAAGGGGCUUCCAUAGAGGAGACCUUUGCUCUGGACACCAAGACAGGUACUUUUCUCCACACCCUCCGAGGCCUAGACUUCUUGGCUUCCCACAGAAUCUAUGCUCACCGAGUCCUCUCCCACCUGCUGGUCUCCAGCGUGUCCAUUGGCCGCUUGGGCUCCACCACCCAGCCAAUCACUCUGCACCUUCAGGCUGACUUCACCCCCCACAGUCCCGAUCUGGCCUUGCACCUGGGCCCUGACUUCCGGGGUGCUCGGUACUUAUAUGGUCAUACACUGGUCCCGGAGGAGCCUGGGGGACCUCAGCCGGAGGUGCAUAUGCUCUGGACCCCAGUUCCUCCAUCACUGACACUGUCAGAGGAAGAGGAACAGACACAGACAUGGGACUUCCUCACGGUGGUGGCAGGCAGCAAGGAGGAGGCCGAGGGUCACUUCCUAGAGGCUGCCUCCCUUCAGGGGGCAGGUGCCUUGUAUAGCAGCCAUGCUGAUGCCUGGGGGUCGCUCUGGGAGGCCUGUGCCCUCGACCUGGUGGGGUCCUUUCCCCUCCAACAAGCUCUUCGAGGGUGUCUGUACUACACGCUAAGUGCCCUCCCCCACCUGGGAACCCCAGAGCCUUUCCACGGGCUCAGCCCUGGGGGUCUUUCCAAUGGGUGCCAUGGGGAGUGUUACUGGGGCCACAUCUUCUGGGACCAGGACUUCUGGAUGUUUCCCAGCAUCUUGCUGUUGGACCCAGAAGCUGCCAGGAGCAUCCUGGGGUAUCGGGUGCGGACACUGGGUGGGGCUUUGCUCAACGCUGAGGAGCUGGGAUUCCAGGGCGCCAAGUUUGCCUGGGAAAGUGCUAGCUCUGGCAGAGAGGUCUGCCCUGAGGAGAUUUAUGGGACUCAGGAGAUCCACAUCAAUGGGGCAGUGAUGCUGGCCUUUCAGUUCUACUACCAGGCCACCCAGGAUCUACAGCUAUUCCAAGAGGCAGGUGGCUGGGAUGUGGUCAGGGCUGUGGCUGAUUUCUGGUGUAGCCGAGUCACCUGGUGUGCUGAGGAACAGAAUUACCACCUCCGAGGAGUGAUGCCUCCAGAUGAGUACCACUCAGGUGUCAAUAACUCUGUCUACACCAAUGUCAUCGCUCAGACCAGCCUGGGUUUUGCAGCAGAUCUGGCUAGAGACCUGGGCCAGCCAGUCCCUGAACAGUGGGCAAAGGUUGCCGAGAAAAUCAAGGUGCCUUUUGAUCCUGAGAGAAAUUACCACCCAGAGUUUGAUGGAUAUGAGCCUGGAGAGACUGUAAAGCAGGCUGAUGUGGUCCUCCUGGGCUACCCAGUGCCCUACCCCCUGAGCCUGGAUGUUCGGAGAAAAAACCUGGAGAUCUAUGAAGCUGUGACAUCCUCUGAGGGCCCUGCAAUGUCCUGGAGCAUGUUUGCCGUGGGCUGGAUGGAGCUAAAGGAGAUGGAGAAGGCCCAUGCCCAGCUCAGGAAGUGCUUCUCCAACAUCUCAGAGCCCUUUAAGGUGUGGACAGAGAAUGCCGAUGGCUCAGGUGCUGUGAACUUCCUGACCGGAAUGGGAGGCUUCCUGCAGGCAGUGCUAUUUGGAUUCACGGGGUUCAGAAUCACCAGGGCUGGACUGACCUUUGACCCUACAUGUUCGGCCGAGGUCCAGUCUAUGAGGGUCACCGGGGUCUCCUACCUGGGGAACAAACUCUGUUUCUCCUUCUCGGAGGAGAUGGUGACAAUUGUAGUGACAGCCUCAGAGCAGGCAGCCCUUCCCCUGGAGGUGGAACUGAGGACGUCUGGAAAGCGGCUCCCCCUGCCCCUGGGACACAAGAUUUCCUUCCCCAUCACUGCUGGGAGGAUCCAGAGACUGCCUUCGUAGGAGACCAGGGAGCCUGAGCUGCAUGAGCCCCGGAGCCCCUCAAGGAGCCCCAGGAAGAAAGGGAUCACUCCCACCCCCCACACCUGGCUGGGAGGCUGGGGGAGUGUCCUCUACUGAUGUUCUCUCCUGCCAAGGCCUGUGGACUCUGCCUAGCACCUCCCCAAUCCGUUGCCUUCUCUCUACACCUCUGGUCCCCAGUGAGGGUCAGGCCCACUGCCUCCUCUAACUCGCCUUUGACACCAGCCUCUCCUUCCCAGUCCACCUGACAUAGGAUGCCAGAGGCAUCCUCUUAAGGUGCAGUUCACCCCCCACCGCAACCCUCAAUGACUCCCUGGCACUUACACAAUGAAACCUGAGUUCUUGA